GAUUAUUGCAUGUAUAUAGCGACGAUAUAUAUGUGGCUCCUUGUACUACUUCAGAAUACAGCUAACCCACUGAUAUACCAUGCCGCAGCUUAAACCUGGAUAUCCCACACAGUAUAUCGACUCCGAACCGACCAGUCCUUGUUUUAUCCCCUAAAUGACGAGCCCCUAGGCAAGUAAACAAUUAUAAGAAACACCCUUUAACGUAUUGUGGUACGACGCGACCCCGACCUCCAGGCAGACGCUCUAUUUACUAUAACACGGACGCGGUAUAUGAAGCCAAGAGGUAGUCAACAGUAACAAGCAUAUUGCUAUCGAUAUACAUAGAGACAUGUCUCACUUGUGUAAGUGUGUUGGCAAUGCUGGCAUUAUCUGUGAUACAUUUCUAUUUUUAGACACACCCAUCCUUUUUCAAUGUCUAUGUUUAAUGCCACGUGGGCGAGGAAAUAUAUACAUUGUGCGGAUUUGAACGAUAUCCGGAUAUUGUGUCAUUGUAAGAUACGAGUCCCUUUCGGAUAAAAUGUUGAGAAAGUGUGCCGCCCUCUUGGUUUUUAUUGCCGUACACGUCACUGCUGCUCUAGAUCAAAACAUGUUUCCGUGUCACCGUGACCUCUGCCGGCGUGGGGAACAGUACUGCGUGGACGAUACUCAGAAAUGUUAUCACUGCGCAGAUGUGGUACACCUGUGUAAUACCACAGAACUCUCGCGAGACUGCGAUGGCUACUGUUAUCGGGUUCAGUUACAGACUGUGACGAAACUGGAAGCUGACACAAGCCGGCAUCUGGCUGAAAUGUCUACAGAUUUGGCCAAAGAACAACGAAGACACGUCAACAUGACGCAAACAGUCCAACAGCUGACGCGUGACGUCAGCACACUUACAACAAUAAAUAUCAACUUUACAGCUAUAGUCAACAAAUCUAAAACACUGGAAUCUAAAUAUGAAGAUACCAUUCAACAAAAGCGGCAGCUUGAGACUAUCGUAUUUAGUGCAUGCGCUGCGUGUGGUGUCCUAGUGUUGGUGGUCAUCACAUUAUCUGGGAUUAUUUGUGUUACACGCGCACAGAUACAUCGUUGUUCACAAAGCACUACAUCCGGUCAUCUCGGAUCACAUGAAGAUGAAGGUCACGAUGACCUUCCUCUCCUAGGUACAGACUCCCAAAGGACACAUCAGCAUAAAACACAAUGUCCGACCAAAGUUCCUUGCUUCACAAUAAACGGCGAUGUCACCGUUUCAAGACUGGAGGUUCAGUCCCCUAACAUUGAAAGCGUCAGCAACAACACUCCACCGUCUGUACUUCAGAAGCGGGUUGAUAACAAGGAUUGCACUGUGGACAUGAAUGUUGCGUCGAUUGGCGGAAGCUACACAGAUGUUGUUGAUAAGGGUAAACGAGAAAGAACUCCUUCAAUUCUGAAAAAUAUACAACCAACUGACGAAGGUUUAGAAGGUAUUAAACAUUAUACUCUUGAGAAUAACGGUACUUUCUUCACUGAUGUACCAGGGUGAGACGAAUGGCGCGCGUGUGUCUGUGAGUGUGCAGGG
This is a messenger RNA of Haliotis rufescens (red abalone), 1537 nucleotides long. RefSeq lists its product as uncharacterized. The coding region runs from base 518 to 1501 and encodes 327 amino acids. Lineage: Eukaryota; Metazoa; Mollusca; Gastropoda; Lepetellida; Haliotidae. The record is from RefSeq and is a predicted model, not a curated record. The transcript is spliced from 5 exons.